GUCUGAAUGUCAAUAAAACGGGUCAAGGUAACAUUGAAUUCACAAAUGAAAAUUCAAGAUUUGCGUCGGAGGAAUGAUGAAGUUGAGGGGCAGAUACAUGCUCCGACUAACUGAUCAUCACCCCUUUACUACAACACCGAGUUUCUCUGAAACAACGGUUGCUGGAAUUCAGGGUUUACAAAAUGAAGAGUUACUAUCAGAAAGCAAUAUCAGACCAUUUGAAGAAAUUCCUGGCCCUUCUGGUAUAUACCAACUGCCAUAUUUGGGGCUAAUUUUACAAAUGAGGCCAUUCACAAAUUACGUUAAAGACAAUAUGCAGCAAAGAGUUUUAAGUUGGACAAAAACAUAUGGGCCGAUUUGUAAACAAAGACUAGGAAAUGACUGGUACGUUUUUCUUACUGAUCCUCGGGACGUAGAAAAGGUAUUCCGAAAUGAUAGAAAGUAUCCGUAUCGUGGAAUAUUGCCACUAACCAAAGUGUACACGGAAAGAACUCGAACAAAACCUGGACUGACAGCAUUAAAUGAUGAAGAGUGGUUUGCCCUGAGGAAAACGUCACAAAGAGCCAUUUUGCGACGGAAGUCGGUCCAUAAAUACUUGCCGGCCAUUAGUGCAAUUGCCGAUGAUUUUGUCGAUAAAUUCCGUCAUAAAGAUCGUAUUGAUGACGUAAUACAGCAUUUAAUGGAAUUCUCAACAGAAG
This is a messenger RNA of Saccostrea cuccullata (small rock oyster), 698 nucleotides long. RefSeq names its product probable cytochrome P450 CYP44. The annotation marks the transcript as partial. Gene Ontology annotation, molecular function: heme binding; monooxygenase activity; iron ion binding. The record is from RefSeq and is a predicted model, not a curated record. Lineage: Eukaryota; Metazoa; Mollusca; Bivalvia; Ostreida; Ostreidae. The transcript has 4 exons.